AUGGCAGGCUCGACAAAUCUCGACGUUUUUAUUGGAGUAGAGGUUGUUGAGACACUCUCUGACACGUGGACGGCCAUCGAAAGAGAUUGGCUUGCAAAGAGAUGCAAGAGGCUCACCAUAGUGGGGACAUUUAGCUCUGGUAACCCUUGGAUCCGCAACCUUGCGCAUCUCGAGGAGGUGGUAUUUCUCUACGGAAUCAUCCCAUUCACAAACGUCUGCAAGGAGCUUCAGGAGAAUAGUGUCAAAUUGUUCUCAUUAGAGGUGGGGAUCAGCAAUGCCCAUCUACUCGCACAGUUUCCUAGCCUCGUCAGUCGACUAAGGGAUGUGCGAGUGGUUGGCGUGGAUCGAAGACGUGGGGUACAGGAAUGUACGCCGUUGCCCCUUGACUCGGUUGAGGAGCUCCUUUGGUCAGAUUUAUCCUCCCGGAACCCGCUACCAGUGACUACAAACCGGCUCCGGACCCUCACCCUUGUCCUGUACCACGACUUCACCGUCCCUCAUGCCGAAUGGAAUUCACUCACAGAACUCCGCAUUCUCUGUCCUGAAGGUUGGAGAGUGCGAUUAGGUCAAGGAUCGCUCUCUCUACUGGGUCUCAAAACUCUGGUCCUUCGGGGAGAGUGGGCAGAGCUACUAUGGAUCAACGCCCCCGCUCUCAAGACACUUGAACUAUUACGAAAAAGUGGAAGGAUAGAUGGUUGCAGAGAGGCGCUUCUUGGCUGCAUCCUGCGCCCACGAGUCGUGCAUAUUGAGAUGUGUGUGACAGCGACGAUACUGCUCCGGGUAUUACAAGAAGCAUGGUCGAACAUUGAGCAGCUUCGUUGCACAUAUCGCUUCUCACAGGACAUGUAUCUAUUUCCCAAGAAACUCCUCGAUUACUUAUCUCAAUCGCGGUCCACUCACGGAACCGAAGAGAUUUGUCCACGACUUGGAACAUUCACGGUUAUUCUCGACUACACAUCAACAACGAACGCGUUGAACGAUGUUGUACAGAUCAAGGCAGCAAUGGAAAAGAUGUGCGAGAGCCGAGAAGCCUUUUCCCAGUUGACUGUGGCCCUUCUUUGUGUCGAAAUGAGUGGACCAUAUGGGGUUUCGACGGAGUGGAUGUCCUUUUCCUGA
Messenger RNA from Serendipita indica DSM 11827, 1116 nucleotides. Lineage: Eukaryota; Fungi; Basidiomycota; Agaricomycetes; Sebacinales; Serendipitaceae. The record is from the annotation of a GenBank genome assembly.